AUGGGGACACAGGCCCUGCAGGGUCUCUUCCUCCUUUUGCUCCCGCUUCUGCCGCUGCGCGGGGCCUCGGCAGUAAGCCUGUACAGUCCAGGCUUGUCCGAGUGCUUCCAGGUGAAUGGCGCCGACUACCGCGGUCACCAGAACCACACCGGUCCUCGAGGAGCUGGACGCCCGUGUCUUUUCUGGGACCAGACGCAGCAGCACAGCUACAGUAGCUCCAGCGACCCCCAGGGCCGCUGGGGGCUGGGCGCGCACAACUUCUGCCGGAACCCCGAUGGUGAUGUGCAGCCAUGGUGCUAUGUAGCUGAAACUGAGGAGGGCAUCUACUGGCGCUAUUGUGACAUUCCCACAUGUCACAUGCCUGGCUACCUGGGAUGCUUUGUAGACUCUGGUGCACCCCCAGCUCUCAGUGGUCCCAGUGGCACCUCCACGAAGCUCACUGUCCAGGUGUGCCUUCGCUUCUGCCGCAUGAAGGGCUACCAGCUGGCUGGUGUGGAGGCUGGUUAUGCCUGCUUCUGUGGCUCUGAAAGCGACCUGGCCCGGGGACGCCUUGCUCCCGCUACGGACUGUGACCAGAUCUGUUUUGGCCACCCGGGCCAGCUGUGUGGCGGUGAUGGACGGCUAGGCAUCUAUGAAGUGUCGGUGGGCUCCUGUCAGGGAAACUGGACUGCGCCUCAGGGUGUCAUUUACUCGCCGGACUUUCCCGACGAGUAUGGGCCAGAUCGGAACUGCAGCUGGGUGCUGGGCCCGACCGGUGCCGCUUUGGAGMUCACCUUCCGCCUCUUUGAGCUGGCCGACCCGCGUGACCGGUUGGAGCUGCGCGACGCCGCCUCGGGCAGCCUGCUCCGCACCUUUGACGGCUCCCGCCCUCCUCCGCCUGGACCUCUGCGCCUGCGUGCAGCCGUGCUGUUGCUCACUUUCAGCAGCGAUGCGCGCGGCCACGCGCAGGGCUUCGCGCUCACCUACCGCGGGCUGCAGGACGCUACAGAGGACCGCACGCCCCCCAAGGGCUCGGCCCAGACGCCCGCAGAACCCCCCGAGGGGGCCAACGUGAGCUGCAGCCCUAGGCCCGGAGCCCCACAGGCUGCGAUGGGGGCCCGGGUCUUCUCAACGGUGACGGCCGUCUCUGUGCUGCUGCUGCUGCUCCUGUCUCUGUUGCGUCUGCUGCGCCGACGGAGCUGUGUUCUGGCUCCGGGAAAAGGGCCCCCGGCAUUGGGACCUUCCCGGGGCGCCGGGAGAAGCUGGGCUGUGUGGUACCGCCGGCCCCAAGGGGUGGCGCUACCCUGUCCUCCUGGGGACCCCCAGGCAGAGGGUCCUGCCACCGGCUAUCAGCCCCUGAGUGCCUCCAGCCAGAGCUCCUUACGCUCGCUCAUCUCUGCUCUCUGA
Urocitellus parryii (Arctic ground squirrel) is the source of this 1386-nucleotide messenger RNA. It is a transcript of the gene Kremen2, whose product is annotated as kringle containing transmembrane protein 2. Gene Ontology annotation, cellular component: plasma membrane. The record is from RefSeq and is a predicted model, not a curated record. NCBI's taxonomy places the organism in Eukaryota, Metazoa, Chordata, Mammalia, Rodentia, Sciuridae. Gene Ontology annotation, biological process: Wnt signaling pathway; multicellular organism development.